CCUACCAUUGUGUCUAUGGAUCCAGAGUUAAAUGGAUAUAUUCUGAUUAAUGAGGCAAAGGGACUGGUCCCAGGUUACCCACAGUCCAUGUUAGACAUUUUAGGAAAAUACAAUAUUGCAGCUGUCCAUGGUGCUGCUCACAAGUACAUGAGAGGGGCAUUACUAUCUCUAAUCAGCCCUACUAUGAUAAGAGACCAAAUUUUGCCGAAAAUUGAUGAAUUCAUGAGAUCCCAUUGGAGCAAUUUGGAAAACAAUGUCAUUGAUAUUCAAGAAAAGACGAAAGAGAUGGCAUUUCUCUCAUCAUUGAAACAAAUUGCUGGGAUUCAAUCUAGCUCAAUAGCUCAAGAAAUAAUGCCUGAAUUCUUCAAGCUUGUACUAGGGACUAUUUCACUCCCUAUCAACCUUCCCAACACAAACUAUCGUCGUGCAUUCCAGGCGAGGAAAAACAUUGUCAGCAUACUGAGGAAACUAAUAGAAGAUAGAAGAGCUUCCAAGAAAAUCCAACAAGACAUGCUUGGUUUCCUGAUGAAUGAAGAAACAAAUAGAUACAAAUUAACAGAUGAUGAGAUGAUUGAUCAAAUCAUAACCAUUUUGUACUCUGGAUAUGAAACUGUCUCCACUACUUCUAUGAUGGCCAUCAAAUAUCUUCAUGAUCAUCCAAAAGCUCUUGAUGAACUGAGAAAAGAACACAUGGCAAUCAGAGAAAAGAAAAGGCCAGAGGAUCCUAUUGAUUACAACGAUUAUAAGGCAAUGCGAUUCACGCGAGCUGUGAUCUUUGAGACCUCCAGGUUAGCAACAGUUGUAAACGGCGUUCUUAGGAAAACCACACAGGAUACGGAAUUAAAUGGAUAUAUCAUUCCCAAAGGAUGGAGAAUAUAUGUGUAUACAAGAGAGGUUAAUUAUGAUUCAAGGUUUUAUCUCGAUCCAUAUACCUUCAACCCAUGGAGAUGGCUGGAUAAGAGCCUGGAGUACCAAAAUUCUUUCUUGAUAUUUGGAGGAGGUACCAGACUAUGUCCUGGAAAGGAACUCGGUGUAGCAGAAAUUUCUACAUUUCUUCAUUACUUCGUAACAAGAUACAGAUGGGAAGAGGUUGGAGGAGAUAAACUGAUGAAAUUUCCCAGAGUUCAAGCACCAAACGGUCUGCGUAUUAGAGUUUCAACUUGCUAAAGGUCUAUUUAUUCAUGAACUGAAAAAGCAUAGAGCAGCAAGAUAAGAGCAAUUGGGAUGUAUAAUUUACAGUUCUCGCAAACAUGAUCAUAAAGGAAUUAAACUUUUUUUUUUCUUUUUCGCGGAGAUAUUAAUGAGUUCCCUAGUGCAU
Nicotiana attenuata is the source of this 1318-nucleotide messenger RNA. Its product is annotated as cytochrome P450 85A1-like. NCBI's taxonomy places the organism in Eukaryota, Viridiplantae, Streptophyta, Magnoliopsida, Solanales, Solanaceae. Gene Ontology annotation, biological process: sterol metabolic process. The record is from RefSeq and is a predicted model, not a curated record. The coding region runs from base 16 to 1167 and encodes 383 amino acids. Gene Ontology annotation, molecular function: heme binding; monooxygenase activity; iron ion binding. The transcript is spliced from 8 exons.